Messenger RNA from Mytilus trossulus (common blue mussel), 1240 nucleotides. RefSeq lists its product as uncharacterized. The transcript is spliced from 2 exons. Bases 205 to 1239 code for a protein of 344 amino acids. The record is from RefSeq and is a predicted model, not a curated record. Lineage: Eukaryota; Metazoa; Mollusca; Bivalvia; Mytilida; Mytilidae.
AUUUAACACCUAACUUAUCAAUAGCACUGUAUCGUUAUAUGUGUCAUAAUAUAGUUGGAACAGAAGCUUAUGUUAAACGAAUCAGAUUAUUAAACGCUGUCAGGGACGAUAUAGCAAGUAACAAGAUGUUGGCUCACGUAACAAGUGGAAGCUUUGGGGAAGGACUCGAGAUGCGCGGGAGUGAUUUAGAUUUAAUAAAACAACAUGUUCGAGAACAAAAUAGAGGGCCGUGCUCGUGAAAUACUGUUGGAGAAACUAUUAACGUUGCAUAGCUACGGUUGGAGAUGCAUCUUAUUAUCGAGUCAAAUAUCGAAGUUCGAUGUAUCAAUGUGGAAUAUUCCCAUCGAACCUCAAACCAUGUAUGUAAAGGAAAUUGCCAAAAUUAUGAAAUCCAGGUUAUUGAAUUCUGGGUAUAUUGCGGUACAUAAAGGCAACAGUAGUAUACCGCUGUUCAAAUCGGUGAAAUCAAUCUUUAAUAACAGAAUAAUACAGAGGUUUUCGUGUCAACAUGCUUCCAUAAAACACUUAUAUAAAUACUGCAUUUCAAAUGUGUGUAAUUCAGAUGCUCAGUUUGAAGAUCUGGAAAGUACAGUAUGUGAUAAUAAAUAUCAAUACAAACUAUAUAAAUCUUGUCUUAGUAUUCUGCUGAAAAAUGUUUACCAUGACGUUGUAUCUGGAUGGCUGAUGGUAGCUUCUUUUUUCUUCAAGAGAAAACAAUAUAAUACAGCUUUACACUUAAUAAUCUAUUCUUUAUCAAAAUGUACCACCGAAAAACUUUAUCAUUGCAUGACUUUGUCGGAUAUCCAUUACCAUAUGCUAAAACUGCAAACAUUUUUGAAGAACAGUUUUGUUUGUUUGUUGAAAGUAAUGUACGUUGACAAUGUAAAGUUUGAGAGGAAUUCGACGUUAAUACCAAAUGAACUUCAAAUUGACGGGUCGAAUGGAAUACAUCAUUUUCCAUCUGCAGCGUAUGCUUAUUUCCUAAAAUUUCUUUGUCAUUAUCAUCUAAAUGAUGUGGGACAAUGUCAGAAUUCCCUCCAUUAUUUAAAACUGAUAAUAAAGCAAAAUUAUUUAAUAGGAUAUAGUAUGCGUCAUAAAGGAGAAGCCUUCAAUCUACUUGGAGUUGCUCUACUUUUAUUCGGCGACAAGGAAUAUGCACGAAUAAUUUUAAAACACUCUGCUGACUAUUUCCCAGAUCAUAACAAAUUUGCUGUGAGGAGGCUUUUGUUAAUGAAUUGAA